AUGUUGAUGAACGCAGAGCUAAAUGGUCUUAGUGGCCCUCCUCCCGCGAGCGCAUCGGAUAUCGCUAGACUACCUAGAGCUACCCUUUCUCAAUCUGACCUCGUAAAUUACGAUGUGUGCUCUAUAUGCCUGGAGAAAUACAAGGUGAACGAGGAAAUCAAUACAUUGCCAUGCGCACAUACCUUCCACUCGCCCUGCUUAGCUACCUGGUUACACCAGAUUGUUGAUGACGCGUACUUCUCGUUAAUCGUUCUACGCAAGGAUUUUAUUCCUUCUUGUAGAAAGGCAGUUGUCCUAUUUGUCGAAAAGAUUUGGAUGGGCGCGACACCUCCUAGGAUUCGUAUAACAGCGAAUCUGCCUUUUCAGCAACUGAGUUCCAAAUAA
Molecule: messenger RNA, 384 nt
Organism: Mesocestoides corti
Lineage: Eukaryota; Metazoa; Platyhelminthes; Cestoda; Cyclophyllidea; Mesocestoididae
Source: the annotation of a GenBank genome assembly